ACUAUAUAGUAAAUGCUACAUAUACUAUGCAAUACACUUUGUUUUAAUCCAAGAGAGGAACAUAUCGACCUAGCAGACUAUACAGUGCUAUAGACUGUGUUUACACCUGAGUAUUCAAUGAUCACUAUCAUGGACUCCCUACUGGAAUCAGGCGCCGGGUACACGGUGUCUCCGAAGUUUGAGGACAACACCGAACUUGCUAAUGGAUGGCAAGAUGUCGAGAGUCUGGCAAUGAUGUACCAGGACAACACUCCUUACGAGAACAACAUCCUGCAAGCCAUCAGUGGGUCAAGUGCCUCACCUCAACAAAACCUCCCUACCACUAACACUGCACCACAGAGGAUGAACACCCCUACAGCCAACUCUCCCUGUUCACCAAUGCAGCAGAACGAAAUAUAUGAUGACUUACUAGACUUUGAUUUCAUUCUUUCCAACACCAUGGAUAACGGGUCGUUGGAUUGUACUACAUUGUACCCUGAAGAUAAUGGACAAAAAAUCAAACGCGAGCCUCUCGGUGUGAACGCUGAUACUCUGCCAGAUUUUCACUCAACAUUCAUGGACAUUCCUGAUAUCAUGAACAGUAUGUAUGACAUGGAAAAUAUGAAAGCUGACUUUAGAAAACAGAUAAUCGUUCCUAAACAAGAGUGCAAUCGAAAUACGGUGACGUCAUGUGCCUCAUAUAUGUCCAAUAACAAUUCUGCUGUUGCCAUGGCUAGACUUAACUGUACAAUGAGUCCAGUGUCUCCACAGCAGCAGCAGCAACAGCAGCAGCAACAGCAGCAACAACAACAACAACAACAGCAACAACAUCCCAUGCACUACCAAUUGAAUAUUCCAGGAAACUUGUCACCCCCAGCCUCUCCUGAACAUCAGGACGACCAGGUCAAGUGUCGUGCCCCACUUUCCAUUCUCACGCAACAUCCUCAGAUCCAUAGAAUUCCUCCCCAUCAUCAACAGAUGCAUCAUCAGCAAACAUCGCCACAGGCCCAGCAGCAACCAUUUCUGAUGUCCACACAUCAUUUCAUGGCGAAAAUGCCGAUUCCCCAGCAACACAUGAUGCAACAUCAGAUGAUUACACCGCCAUCUUCCCCACAGCUUGUCGACCUGUUGCUUCCACAACAGCCUGUUGACCCAUCUUCAUGUCAACCGAAAAAACGAGGCCGACGAAGCUGGGGAAGAAAGCGACAGACAAGUCACACCUGUUCACACCCAGGCUGCAGUAAGACAUACACGAAAAGCUCCCAUCUGAAAGCACAUUUACGGACACAUACUGGUGAAAAACCAUACGCAUGCACAUGGAAGGGAUGCGGCUGGAAAUUCGCUCGCUCUGAUGAACUUACCCGUCAUUACCGUAAACAUACCGGUGAUCGCCCCUUCCAGUGCCACCUAUGUGAGCGCGCCUUCUCCAGGAGUGACCAUCUGUCUCUCCAUAUGAAACGCCACAUAUGAACUGACUAUCACAAAACGCUGUGAUACUGCAGGACCCCGGUCUUAAUCGAGAGACAUUUCCGUGUUCAACCUGAAAAACACUGCAUUCCAUUACAUUAUCAAUUGAUCACUAUGAUGUUGUAAUUGUAGAUUAUCUAUAAUGGUUGUAUUUUGUCAACACAAAGUUGAUAUAUGUCAUGCAAUAUAUUUUAGAUGGUGAUUAGAAAUUGAAAAUAUGUGGUUAAGGUUGGAAAGUCUCUAGUACCAUUUUGUACCGUUAAGGGUUGUUGUAAAAGGUUUGUUGACAAAACUUGUCGGCUGGUCCGAUACCUAACCUUUAUGAAACCUCCCUGACAAAAUGAUACGACUGUUUGGGCUAUCCGCCCCGGGAUGGCAAUAAGAGAAGGAGGGUAUCGUAAUGUCAGAUUGAUGUUAUGUAUACAGUGAAACACUAUAUAUGUUUGAUAUUUGUAACACCGUAUGUAUGUAUUUAGACCUUUAUUUCUUAUUUGCAAGGCCAGUCAAGACCAUAACUAGUUCAUUUCAUCGCUAUGCAACGUAACUGCCAAUCAAAAGUUCCACAUUUUUACAUGUACAACGAAGCCAAAAUUAUCAUUUUUGAAAGAUAGUGUCAGAAGUGUAUUUAGUGUGGAAAAUGAACCCUCAGGUCCUGACAUCAAUUCAUAUUUAGUCUAUGGACUAAAUAUUGUUAUAGAGUCUAUUUUUGCAUUUAAAACUAAAGAUAGAUUCUCAUGUUUUUUAAUACUUUGAUGAUAUUUUUGUAUGAACAGUUCGACAAGAAUUUGAUCACAAUUUAAGAAUAUUCAUUUUUAUACGCAGACAUACAUAAUGUCAACGCAUAUUUUAAAAGUUAAUGGUCAAACUGGCACUUAUUUUUAAAUCAUAACUAAUAUUGUAUUUCGGUAAUGAAAAGUGCAAUUUUUCUAUGUAUUUUAUUGACUUUACCAUAUAUGUUUAAUACAACGACAAGUGUCAAAUUGAUGUAGACCUAGUCAGGUCAGAUAUAUUCCUAGCUUUAAUAUAAGCUUUAUAUUAGUGUAACGUGCUUUAAAAACGUAUAUAUAAUAUAUAUACUCUUCAAAGAGAGGCAACUUUUUCUUUGGCUUUAACUUUGAAAAUGUUUGAGAAAAUUACUUACUGAUUCUUUGGUGCAGGUCACUUAUCUGAAAUGAUGAAAAAUGACAAUUUUAAUUUAUAGAUGAUAUAAAAAAUGAAGGCUAUAUUCUCGUUUUCAGUAGAAAUAUAUAUCUAUAUAUAUAUAUAAUGUUAUUUGUUAUUCGCGUGAUGUUGGUACGUUAUUUUAAUACCUAUACAUUGUUCUGGUGCUUUUGUAUGUUAUGCUAUGCUGAUAUUAUGUUAAUCAAUUUGUAUAUUCUGUACCAAUAUGAAAAGCACGUUAAGUCCUAGUCAUAUGUGUUCAAGAAAACCAAAAGUGCCACGUUAAAUUUGCCUUAUUGUUAUUAUAUUAUUCCUAGCGUAGCUAGGUGACAAAUAUAUGAAAUAGAAAAUCAUCUAAUAUAUGCAGGUCAUGUGAUGAAAAUCAAAUAAAUUGAUUGAAAUUGAA
Mizuhopecten yessoensis (Yesso scallop) is the source of this 3013-nucleotide messenger RNA. RefSeq names its product dendritic arbor reduction protein 1-like. Gene Ontology annotation, biological process: regulation of transcription by RNA polymerase II. Lineage: Eukaryota; Metazoa; Mollusca; Bivalvia; Pectinida; Pectinidae. The coding region runs from base 118 to 1449 and encodes 443 amino acids. The record is from RefSeq and is a predicted model, not a curated record. The transcript has 2 exons. Gene Ontology annotation, molecular function: DNA-binding transcription factor activity, RNA polymerase II-specific; RNA polymerase II cis-regulatory region sequence-specific DNA binding.